This is a messenger RNA of Pungitius pungitius (ninespine stickleback), 3125 nucleotides long. It is a transcript of the gene cnstb, whose product is annotated as consortin, connexin sorting protein b. NCBI's taxonomy places the organism in Eukaryota, Metazoa, Chordata, Actinopteri, Perciformes, Gasterosteidae. The coding region runs from base 204 to 1370 and encodes 388 amino acids. The transcript is spliced from 12 exons. Gene Ontology annotation, molecular function: connexin binding. The record is from RefSeq and is a predicted model, not a curated record. Gene Ontology annotation, cellular component: trans-Golgi network; transport vesicle; plasma membrane. Gene Ontology annotation, biological process: positive regulation of Golgi to plasma membrane protein transport.
GAGAGAGAGAGAGAGGGGGGGGGGCGGGGGGGGGUGGGCUGAUGUGCAUCCUGCGGUUGAUCGACACGGAGGACCGACAACACGACGCCGGGCUUCGGGGGACAUCGUCCAGCGGGAGGGCUUGAAACCGUAGACCAAGAAAGACCCUCUGGUCCCAGAGGAACCUUGACCUGGAGGGUAAGAUUGGCACAGCACCGGGGCUGAUGGGUAACAAGAACACCAUCCCACUGAAAGGUCCCGACACUGAGACAGCACAGAGAGAGGAAGUGCUCUGCGUCGGCACUGGCACAGGUGGCGUCUCCAGAGAUGGACCCAGCGCAGAGCUGCUGGCCUCCCUGGAGUCCCUCAGAGAAACCAGUGACUACACCAUGCUGCCACACUCCCUGCACCAGAUCGCAGAGGCCUACUCGCUCAAAGAGGACUACCACUGGGCCAUUCAGUUCCUGCAGCUGGAGAAGCUCUACCACCAACGUCUGCUCUCCAACCUUGCCGACAUGCAAGUGAACUGGGAGAGCCAGUGGAGAGAGAGGAAGAACGAUGGAGGUGUUUUGGCUGCUGAGACAGACGCCAUCAGUCAGAAACACAUUGAGACGCUGGACCAGAUCUGCAGGACACACUUCCGACCCUCAAUCAGUGUGGAGCAGAACACAGUGAAUCAAACACCGAAAGACAUCCAGAGCGAAGACGAGAGACUACAAACCUGUCAUGAUGAAGGUAACAAGACUGAAACAUUCCAGGAUGAAGAUAAAGAGCUAAGCGUGAACCCACAGGUUCCACAGACAGCCCAAGAGGAGGGAGGUGAGGAGGACGCAGAAGAAGAAGAGAGGCGGGAGGACGGACAGGAAGUCGAAGAGGAGGAGAAGCCGUGUGAGGAGACGCCAGAGGAUGAGGUGAAGGUGGAGUGGCCCUCAGGAGUUCCCCAGGCUUCAGUCAAGGAACUGGCCAGGCUGUCCCACGCAGAGGGGCUGGUUGUCUUUUCUGGGAUACUCCCAGGAAUGAUCUCUGCGCUCCCUCUGAGCUCCUACCCUGACGGUCUGGUCUCCAUUCUAAAGAGGAGGAGAGCUUCGCUGGAUGGAUUGCCUCCUCCGAGCGACAUUGCCACUAAACAGAACCUGAAACGCAAAGUUCGCUUCAGUGAGCCAGAGGAAGGCCUUGAGCAAGAUGAGAUGGGGGGGGAUUCCUGCCUGAUCUUGCUGCUGCUGUGUCUGGUUACCGUGGUGAUCAGCAUAGGCGGGACGGCCCUCUACUGCACGCUGGUGGACACUUACUCCAACAUCUGCACCGACUUCACCAACAACGCAGACUUCUACGUCAUGACCGUGCGGAGGUUCUUUGAAGGCCUCGUCCACUGGCUGCCCCUCCACACUUAAGACCCCCCCCCAUCUGCAUUCCAGACUGGGAUGUUCCAGAACACUGUGCUACAGUGGACAGCGUCAAUCGACAUCAGCGGGCAUGGGACGGACACGCGUAGAGCUGACGCUGAGGCUCUGAUUGGCUGUGCAGCGACCUGAGCCUUGAUCCCAUGGCUCACUAAGAUACGUCUAAUCAUCCGUCUCUGAUUUACCUGGAACAUACCGUUGCCCAAAGACGCACCACAAAGUCCAAACUGAUGCAAACGAGCAUGUUGUGGGACUGCAGUUUGAAACUUCCUGUUCCCUGUUGUUUGUGGGGAGACGUACACCAGACACACAAGUGCUUCUCUGAUGCCUGUAGCAGUCACAGCUUUGUCUUUGGUUCCUCGACCCUUCUUCUCCUGUUUUUGGAUUCAUUAGGAUUAAACAUGUGUGUGAUUGUUUUUUGUGCAACGAUUAAUAGGCAUAAAGAUUAUUUUUCUUUUAUUCCGGUUAAAGCUGUCUUUUCCUCGGUAAACCUUUAUCAGACACAUUACACGGCUUAAUAACGAGAUUUCUUUUAUUUUGGAAAACUCAGAUUCCAAAGAAGCCUUUUAAUGAUUCCUUCACUAAACGUGCGUAUUUACCUCAACACAAGUGGUUACUCGUAACAUUCCUCUUGCCAUCUAUGCAUCUAUAUACAGUAUAUGAUCAAAUCAAAGAGAAACUUUACUAUUUGAACAAAGUACCCCAUUUAGCACAAUACCCCAAACAGAGUGCCUGAAUGAUGUGCUGUGUGUACGUUCAGGGAGAGUGGCUCUUGGUACGGAAACAUCAGGGCGAUCCACUUCUAACACAAUACAUUGCAUAAUGAUGACGGGGAUGCAAUGCAGUCAUUUAACUCUAAAGACUCAGUUACACUCCUUGUGUGUUCAUGUUGCAGGAGGAGACUAGAUCAUUACUAGAUGAUUACACUAGAUGAUUACAUCUAGUCUCCUCCUGUGGUGGGCCAACGGCUACGUCACGACAGCAGAAACAACGCAGAAAGAGACAACAUUUCAACGUCAAAAAGAAAAAACGAAAAUGAAAAAUGAAGAUGAAGUGAAUCAUUUCAUAUCUCUCUCAGGUGUUCAUGUUUUAAAUGCACUUUGUUUUAAACUGAGCCUUCUGUUAUCUGCACUGGGACUGUGAGAUCAUCCAGUGGACGUGAUGCUGUUGUAUUGACUGCUGUUCUAAGGCAGAGCUUUGUGAACCAACACUUGUGUUUCCUGUCUGGCACAAGCAGCACAACAGAAAACCCCUGAUGAAGAACUGCAUCCAAUUGAAUCAGCAUGAUCCCUUUUCAUCUUGUUUUUACUGAUUACGACACUUUAAUACCACCACUUCUGAACUCCCAAUAUUUUGAAAAGUAAUGCAUGUUACUCCUGUUUUGUGUCUGUGGAUAUUCCAUCUUGAGGCUAUUUGCUUCUAUUUAUGUUCAGUUGUGUCCAAAAGGGUGAAUACAAAAAACAUCUGCAGGAACAUCUGCCAUUGUGUUUUCUGUUUGCUGCUUGGUGGGACAAUAAAAUUUGUCCCUUUAAUCUUCAAGAUAUUUUGCUUCUUCUACAAUAACACGCAAGCUCCCAUCAGUUUUGUACCCACGUCUUUUUCAACUGGCCACAAUAAUGUAGUACAUCAGUGUGGCCACACGGUGUCAGUGCGCACCACGGAAUGAGCCACCAACGGCUCCUGAGGGGCACCGCGACAGCCCCACACCGCGCAGCGUGGGUGGAGACCUCCGGAAGGAAUGUGUGG